Volvox carteri f. nagariensis is the source of this 615-nucleotide messenger RNA. RefSeq lists its product as uncharacterized. The transcript is spliced from 4 exons. Gene Ontology annotation, molecular function: box C/D methylation guide snoRNP complex binding. Gene Ontology annotation, biological process: box C/D snoRNP assembly. NCBI's taxonomy places the organism in Eukaryota, Viridiplantae, Chlorophyta, Chlorophyceae, Chlamydomonadales, Volvocaceae. Bases 1 to 615 code for a protein of 204 amino acids. The record is from RefSeq and is a predicted model, not a curated record.
AUGGAGGGCAAGACUGAGCGGCGAGAGAAGCUGGAAUGUCCUUUGGUGCCUGCUUUAGAGCAAAAGCUGGCGAACAUGACUCGCUCACGGCCUGUAAUUGGCCGGGCACCACGCAGUGCUGUCCUAGACAAGCUUGCCUCUUUCUUGCCGCAAAUGGCGCACGAGAACGCCCGCCUCCAACAAGAUAUGCAGGAUCUUGCCUGUGGACUUUUGGAGCUUCGCGACGUAGCGGCGUUGCGAGCUGCGGAGCGCGCCAUGGAGGGUCAAGGGGGGGUGCUUCAUUCCGGCGGGAGCGGGAGCAGCAGUAGCAGUAGCGCAGACGAUAUUGAUGAAGACGACAGUGAUGACGAUGACGAUGAGGAUUUCCAUCUUGGGGAUGGUGAUGGAGAGUUGCCUAAGGCAAACACGCAAGGACUCGAACCCAUGGUGGUGGAGGAGGACGAGGAGGAAGAGGAGGGCGUGGCUGAGGGGGAGGGUGCGGGGGGAAGAGGUGGUGUGGUGGGGCCCCGGGAUGGGCAGGCCGGCCUAAGGCGAGCUGGCCAAGGGCGUAGCUCGGCGAACGGGCGCCGAAGGGUUGCGGCGAAGAGGUCCAAAUUGAUAGAGGAGCUUUCCUAG